This is a messenger RNA of Caenorhabditis elegans, 1791 nucleotides long. It is a transcript of the gene ZK546.5, whose product is annotated as C2H2-type domain-containing protein. The coding region runs from base 1 to 1746 and encodes 581 amino acids. The record is from RefSeq and is marked reviewed. Lineage: Eukaryota; Metazoa; Nematoda; Chromadorea; Rhabditida; Rhabditidae. The transcript has 8 exons.
AUGGCUGCAAUUAUAGGUGGAGGACCACGAAAACCGCCAAGAAUCAUACGAAAAAAUGUAGCGCUUAAACAUACGCGGAAAGAUGUUCGAGACGACGAAGGUGAAAAAGUUAAACGAGAAGGAUAUGAAGUACAAUCAGGAGUAUUGACUGUAAAUGAGAAUCACCCAUCCAACUUCAAACCGAAGAAAUUGCCAGGAAUCGCUAACGAUGUCGAAUCUUAUCCAUGCCGAUUUUGUGAGGAGAAAAUUUUUUUGACUGCAUCAGGACUUGAAAAGCAUGGAAGAGAGUGUCACCUGCAGAAUUUAGACGAUAUCAUGCUAGAUAUUAAUACAAUUUGUGGAGAAUGGAAGAAAAGAGAGUUCGAACGGCUCCGAUCUCGCGAUCGACUAACAAUGGAUAAAAUGAGACACGAAGCAAGAGCACAUCAACUUGUAAAAGCUGUUCUUGCUGGAAAUCAGCCGACUGUAGGAGGAGAACAAUAUGAAGCUUGUACAAUCUGUAAUAUGCUCGUCAACAUAGCACAUCCAACAGCCAUGGAAUCUCAUCAAAGAGCACACAAAAAGAAUGACGAGCUUCGAUUACAGCUUAUUGAUCGAUUAGGAGCUCACGAGGUUCAGAAUCUGACGUGUGAAUUAUGCUCAUUAGUAUUUCCUGAUGAUGGGAAGCUAAGAGCCCACGUUACAUCGCAUCACACCCGACGAAAAAAAUAUAUUUGCAAGUUCUGCGGUCAUAUCUCUCACAGUAUGUCAGAGUUGAAUCUCCAUAAAAACGAUGUUCAUAAUUAUACAGCAUGGGCAAAUGUACCAGAAUACCUGAAAUCACGUCGAACAUUUUACCAAUAUGAUGAAGAACAAAAACGAUUGCGGCGACGAACAAAUUUUGAAAUGGCUGAUGAAAUGUCAAUUCGACUGCCAAUUCUUGGAGAGAUUUCUGAUGGAGACACUGCCGGACGAGUUACAUGUCCAGAAUGCGGACUAAAGUUGAAUCGACCUCGUCUUUUGUUCAAGCACAUGGAACGAGUUCAUAUGAAAUCUUCGUUUUCUUGUAUGGUUGAGACAGGAGGUCUCCCUACCUUUGAAUUAGAAGUAUCAAAUGGUGAGAUCUUUUGGACGUGCUGUGAUUCUAAAUUCGACAAUCGUCCGGAGUUCAUCGAACAUCGACGUCUUCAUAUUCCAACUCAACAUGAAGAAGUCGUUGUUGAAAGCUCCGAAGAUCCGAAUGAUAUUCCAUCUACAUCCCAAGCAAUGAUUCCAGAUGAGGAUGCAAAUGAAGCAGCAGAACAACACAACUUCCCACAAAUGAUUCAUGAUGAGCAUGGAAAUAUUCAAGUUCUCUUACCAGAAGGAUAUGAUCUCAGAGAAACUUAUUAUAUUUACGAUGAGAAUGGAACGAAAAUUCAAUUGGUCCCAUUACAACAACCAGAUGGAACUAUCGAUCAUCAUCACCUCGUUCCUCAAUUUGAAAUAAAUCAUGAAGGCGAGGAGCAGAUAAUUGAAGAGGGCGAUGAGAUGAUGGCAUUGGAAAAUGCUGAAAUUGAAGGAGAAGUUGCUGAAAAUGAAUAUGAUCAGUUUCAAAUGGAUCUAGGAAAUGACUGGGAUAAUAUGGGUAAUGUGCAAAUGAUCUUAGUGAACGAAGAUGAUACUCUAGAAGAAGAACAUGUCGAAGAUGUGGAUCAUCAAAUAAUCGAAAAUGUCGAAGGCGAUGAAGGGGUGAUUGAAAUCAACGGGCAACCACUUUUUGAUUAGUCUUAAAUAUAAAUAAUUUUUUUUUCGAAUAAAAAUAAAUUAAAU